AUGGUCGAGAAUCAAGGAAAUGCAGCAAAAAACGUUGCUAAUGUUAAUAAUAUUCCAAAUAUUGCAGAGGUCCCAGUAGACCAAGGACCAAGGACACUCAGAGACUAUGUACUUCCUACUGUCACGGGAGUGCAUUCAUGCAUCAGACACCCCACUAUUGCUAUGAAUAAUUUUGAGAUCAAGUCGGAAAUAUUACAAAUGGUGCACUCUACUGUUCAGCUUGGGGGGUUGCCUAUUGAAGAUCCUAAUUUGCACGUGGCCAAUUUCCUGGAGCUGUGUGCAACAUUUAAGGUUAAUGGGAGCAACCUGUCAGCCCAAGCCAUGGAAGUACAGAGUUUAUGUGGGGCAUGUGGGAGUGUCCAUCCAUUAAAUCACUGUCCUGCCAUGGAUAUGAAUAAUAUACCUAUGGAACAAGUCCAAGCCAUAGGAAAUUUUCAAAGGUCAACCAACAACUCCUUUUCAAUGUCAUACAACCAAGGGUGGAGGAAUCACCCUAACUUCUCAUGGACAAAUAACCAAGCCGCACAGCAGCCUUUCCCUCAAAAUCAGCAACAAUUCCCACCUCUACAGCCACAACCACAACAACCAAUACAUAUGAAAAAACCCAAAGCACAUUCUGAUGUACUGAACCAGUUCAUGACCGAAUCCAGGGCAUCUAUCAAGAGUUUGGAGACUCAAAUAGGGGUGUUGGCUACUUUGAUGACAAACUGUGCUCAAGGGAACUUACCAAGCACUGCUAAGGUAAACCUAAAAGAGCAGUGCAAUGCAAUAUCUUUGAGUAGUGGCAAGGAGUUAAAAGAGCCAAAAGUGGUUGAUAAGGAGAAGGAAAUGAGUGGGUCAAAUGUUAUAGAGAACCUAGAAAAGCAGCCAGAAAUAAGCAUAAAUCACCAUAUAAAGAUCCCAUAUCCUUGGAGGCUUCAAAAGAAGAAGCUUGGCAUGUAG
This is a messenger RNA of Humulus lupulus (European hop), 942 nucleotides long. RefSeq lists its product as uncharacterized. Lineage: Eukaryota; Viridiplantae; Streptophyta; Magnoliopsida; Rosales; Cannabaceae. The coding region runs from base 1 to 942 and encodes 313 amino acids. The record is from RefSeq and is a predicted model, not a curated record. The transcript is spliced from 2 exons.